AAAUCAAUUUCACAUGUACGUACGUGUCAGUUGUUUAGUUUAUUAGAAAGAUAUAGUUUUUUAAUAUUAAAUUGAGAAUGUAUGAUUUAUAUACUUUGUAUAUUUAAGUAUUUAAUAUUUACAACGUUCGCGUAUUAUUUUAAUUAUUAAUUAUUUGAUUUUUCAUAAAGGAAUAUGAAGAAAUUUUUGAUCAUAGUUGCUACUUUGCACCUUUGUAUUUUUGUACAAUCAACAGAGAUAGAUCCAAAAUAUCUCAAAUGUUUAGUUUGUAGAGCCACUAUGGAUGAACUAAAAACUGAAUUAGGAAAGAUCGACCCUUCAAUAGAGAUAGAUAUUGGAAAUUAUAGGAUGGAUGCUAAAGGAAAUAGUAUUACAAAGAAAGUAUCUAAGGCACGUUCUGAAAUCCAUAUUUCUGAAACUAUUGAUGAAAUUUGUGAGAAAAUGUCGGAUUAUGUGAGAGCGACAUAUAAAACAAAUGGUCAAUUAACAAUCUUAAAUCUUAUGAGUUCUUCUGGUGUUAUGAAUCCGGAAAUGAGUAAAGUCGAUUUAAUUCAAGAUAAUGAUUUAAAUAAGAGCCUGAAAUAUUAUUGCGAAGGUAUAGUAGAAGAAUUUGAAGAACCUAUAAUCUCUUUGUUUAGUAAAGGAGAUACUAUUAUCAGAAGAAAAUUAUGUACGGAUAUUGCAAAGAUUUGCGAUUCAGAAGACUUUCUUAACGAAGAUGGUAUAAAUAACGACGAAGAUAACAAGAUAGAAAUAAAUGAUGAAUUAUGAUCUCUAUGUAAUACUUGAAAAGAUUAUAUGAAUAUAUUUUUUAUAUAAAUGUAUACAUAUACAUAUA
Messenger RNA from Vespula pensylvanica (western yellowjacket), 838 nucleotides. It is a transcript of the gene sel, whose product is annotated as protein seele. The coding region runs from base 175 to 771 and encodes 198 amino acids. The transcript is spliced from 4 exons. Gene Ontology annotation, cellular component: endoplasmic reticulum. The record is from RefSeq and is a predicted model, not a curated record. NCBI's taxonomy places the organism in Eukaryota, Metazoa, Arthropoda, Insecta, Hymenoptera, Vespidae.